This is a messenger RNA of Cantharellus anzutake, 1194 nucleotides long. RefSeq names its product pyridoxal phosphate-dependent transferase. Gene Ontology annotation, biological process: biosynthetic process. The record is from RefSeq and is a predicted model, not a curated record. The transcript is spliced from 9 exons. NCBI's taxonomy places the organism in Eukaryota, Fungi, Basidiomycota, Agaricomycetes, Cantharellales, Hydnaceae. Gene Ontology annotation, molecular function: pyridoxal phosphate binding. The coding region runs from base 1 to 1194 and encodes 397 amino acids.
AUGUUCCGGAGUCGGACCGAAGGUGGUGUUGGAGCCGGAGGGCUCCAGAGUUCGUUUCGGGGUUCCGGGAGCCCGGAGCGGAGGUCGGGAUUGUAUGGAUAUGACAUGGAAUCGAGCGUUUUUGGGAAGGCAGACUUCAGCUCGAGUGACUACCUAAGCCUUGCAUCCAGCGAUGCGCUGCGGGCAAGGUUCCUGGAUGCCCUGAAACAACACCCCUCUUCACAGGACGGCUCCGCGGACAUCCUUGGUUCAAGGUUGCUAGAUGAAAGUUUUCCAGUACAUACAGCUCUCGACGCGGGCCUCGAAGAAUUUUUUUUAUGCGCCAUCCGCACUGCUGGAGAUGUGAUCAUUUACGAUUCUCUGAUCCAUGCAUCAGUCCGUGAUGGAAUGAGGGCGUCUCGGGUUCAUCCUUCCAUGUGUAGAAAGUUCAAACACAACUCGGUCUCUGAUCUUCGGUUACAAGAGAUCCUCAGAACAUGCCCAAGCAUUCGGGAAGGAAAAGCAUGUGUUUUCAUUGCCGUCGAAUCUCUUUACUCCAUGGAUGGUGAUUUCGCGCCACUUCAUGAAAUUGUGACUCUCGCAGAGGAUCAAUUCCCUUUUAAAAAUGCACAUGUCAUUGUUGACGAAUCCCAUUCCACUGAUAUAUGGAGAAAAUGGAAAAAGAAUAUACUCGUCCGAUUGCAUACGUUUGGAAAAGUUUUGGCAUCGGUGGGAGCUGUUAUCAUGACUACUCCCUGGCUUCGUGAAUAUCUAAUCAACUAUGCACGACCCUUCAUGUAUACCACAUCAUUGUCUAUCUAUCACAUCAUCGCGAUGCAAUGUGUUAUCGGCAUGCUGAGAGAAGGUGUUGUUCAAAAUCGAAUCGACCAUCUGCUUCACCUUUCAUCUCGUCUGAACUCCAUCCCUGAUUCGGAAUCUAUCAUCGUCCUGCCCGAUCAGACGCACACUUGUCAACCUUCCAACAUGGUCACUGCCUCCUUGGUGUCGCCGAUCAUACCGUUGCUUACGCCAUCCUCAAACCCCCGGCACUGGCCUAAUGCUCUUGCUCGAUUUUUGCAAACUGGAGGAGUGGAUCUCUCUGCCUCGCCCUCGUCUCAUCAGAUGAAAGGGAUUGGUACUUUGGAUUACACGGCACAACGUCGAUAUCUCGCAUAUGAUAUUACACCGCCGAUUGUUCUUCGUGCUGCAUCUUGA